Molecule: messenger RNA, 6426 nt
Organism: Astyanax mexicanus (Mexican tetra)
Lineage: Eukaryota; Metazoa; Chordata; Actinopteri; Characiformes; Acestrorhamphidae
Product: oxysterol-binding protein 2
Exons: 14
Coding region: 211-2451 (746 amino acids)
Cellular component (GO): intracellular membrane-bounded organelle; cytosol; membrane
Molecular function (GO): cholesterol binding
Source: RefSeq, a predicted model, not a curated record
CACUGCGCCGUGUUUCCCAUCCUCUGCGCAUCCCGGCAGAUGUUGGUCUGCCCCUUGCGGCGGGAGGAGGCAGGUUUCAGGGGUAGGGGGUGGCUCUGGGUGGCGGUGCAGCAGCAGCAGCGGUGGUGGUCUGGAGGUGCUGGAGGAGGUAGAUAACACCGAAGCAGGUGGAGGAGCAUCCCGCUGCAGGAGCGCCGGAGCGCAGGACGCAUGAAGAUGAACGGACACGUUAAGAUCCUCCCGUCUCCCACGUCCUCCGCGGGGCACGCGGGCAGCCCGGACACGCACCGGGGCUGGCUGCUCAAAUGGACCAACUAUCUGAAGGGGUACCAGCGGCGGUGGUUCGUCCUCAGCAACGGCCUGCUGUCCUACUACAGGACUCAAGCCGAAAUGGCACACACCUGCCGAGCCACCAUCUCCUUGGCGACUGUACACAUCGAGUUGGGGGACAACUGUCACCUGGUGCUGACGAGCGGUGGGCGGAGCUACCACCUAAAGGCCAGUUCGGAGGCGGAGUCUCAGCGCUGGGUGUCUGCGCUGCAACAGGCCAAAGCAAACGCCACUCAGAUGAUGCACCACUCAGAUGACUCUGGUGACGAGGUAUUGGUGGCCCAGCCGGACCGGGCUCUGACCCCUGCCGCUCUGAAGACUCUGGUCAGUAAGCUGGAUGAUCUGAGCACGUGUAAUGAUCUGAUUGGGAAGCACGGUGCGGCUCUGCAGCGCUCCCUCAGCGAACUGGAGGACCUGCGCUGCCCCAGCGACGGAAACGACAAGCUGAAGACCGUCAACGAGCGUGCCACGCUCUUCCGCAUCACCUCUAAUGCUAUGAUCAAUGCUUGCCGGGACUUUGUGGAUUUAGCGGAGGCGCACAGCCGGCGGUGGCAGAAGGCGCUGCAGUAUGAGAGAGAACAGCGCCACCAUCUGGAGGAGACCAUUGAGCAGCUAGCCAAACAGCACAACAGCCUGGAGAGAGCCUGGAGGGAGGCGCCUAGCACCCACACGCAGGGAUCUGAGCGUUCAGGAGAAGUGGACACCAGUGAUGAGAAUGAGGAUGUAGAGUUUUUUGAUGCGAUGGAGGACUCGCCUGCGUUCAUCACUGUGCCCGCAUCCAACCACACACAGCACGGACAUUCAGGUGGGAGUGUAAACCAGAGCAUAUCUGGAAGCAUGCCCAGUGACUGGGGUCAGGAAGACAAUGACACUUCUGGCUCGUACGGUCUGCAGCAGCGGAGAGGCAGACGCAGCCGCAUCCCAGACAAGCCAAACUAUUCCCUCAACCUGUGGAGCAUCAUGAAAAACUGCAUUGGCAAAGAGCUCUCCAAGAUCCCCAUGCCUGUGAAUUUUAACGAGCCGCUGUCGAUGCUGCAGCGUCUGACGGAGGAUUUGGAGUACAGUGAGUUGCUGGACCGUGCUGCCCGCUGCUCCUGCGCUCUGGAGCAGAUGUGUCUGGUUGCUGCGUUCUCCGUUUCCUCCUACUCCACCACCGUCCAUCGCACCGGGAAGCCCUUCAACCCCCUGCUGGGGGAGACGUUCGAGCUGGACCGGCUGGAGGAGAGCGGCUACCGCUCCAUCUGUGAACAGGUGAGUCACCAUCCGCCUGCAGCUGCCCAUCAUGUGAUGUCUCAGCGUGGGUGGACUCUGUGGCAGGAGAUCACCAUCGACAGCAAGUUCAGAGGGAAAUACAUCUCCAUCAUGCCUCUGGGUAAUAUCCACCUGCUGUUUCAUUCCAGUGGGAAUCACUAUGUCUGGAGUAAAGUCACGUCCACCGUUCACAACAUCAUCGUAGGCAAACUCUGGAUUGACCAGUCUGGAGAUAUUGAGAUUGUGAACCGCAGAACCAAGGACACCUGCCACCUCAAAUUCUCGCCUUACAGCUAUUUCUCCCGGGAUGUUCCACGCAAGGUGACCGGCGUGGUGGCGGAGAGUGAUGGCUUGGCUCACUACAUCCUUUCAGGAACGUGGGAUGAUAAGAUGGAGAGCGCUAAGAUCGUGGAGAGCAGUCGUGGCUGCGUGGGGUCAGAGGUCAAACAAAAAACGGUCUACCAAACCCUGCCCCCCAAACUGCUGUGGAAAAAAUACCCCCUACCUGAGAAUGCGGAGAAUAUGCACUAUUUCUCCUCUCUGGCUCUGACUCUAAACGAGCCCGAGGAGGGCGUGGCUCCCACCGACAGCCGCCUGCGGCCGGAUCAGAGGUUGAUGGAGGCGGGGCUUUGGGACGAAGCAAACGCCCAAAAACAGAGGCUGGAGGAGCGACAGAGGCUGGAGAGGAGGACAAGGGAGGCGCAGGCCAACAUCGCUCUGGAGGAGGGUCGGGAGGUGGAGGGGUAUCGGCCGAUGUGGUUUGAGAAGAGGAUGGACCCGGACAACGGAGAGAGCACCUUCAUCUACAGAGGGGGAUACUGGGAGUCCAAAGAGAAGCAGGACUGGAGCCAGUGUCCGUCCAUCUACUGAGGGGUUAGCCUGACUUCCCCACAGGACCACUAAUACCCCACAGAGCCAGGAUAAAGACAGAAUACACACUGGAUACACAACGUGCUGCUGUGUGUAUGUGUGUGUGGUGUGUGUGCCUCCAAAUCUGAGGCGUCUCAAGGAUCUGAAUACUACACACAUCAUUGUUUAGCAGUGUAUCAUACAUCAUCACUGGGGUGUGUGGUGUGAUUGGGUGUGGGUGUGUGUGGCAGAUGGGUUAUAUUUAUUUGAGCAGAUUCCAGCACUUUAUUUUUGGGCUGUAUCUAAAACUGUGGGACUAAGAACCAGCUGGAUCAGGUCAGAUGUAAUUAAGUAUUAGGAUGAAGGAUAUUCAUGUGAGGCAAGGCAAAGUUAAAUUUCUUGUAUUUAACAAAUGUAAUUUACUGAAAAAAACAUGGGCUCAUAAGUGUAAUGGCCAGUGAAGCCCAUUGACUUCCAUUCUAAGGCCCAAUCCCAAUUUCAAGUGUAACCCUUCUUCCCCAUAGAACAGAAGAGUUAAAAGAGGAAUAAAAAAAAAUUGAAAAGAAUUGAAACCCUUCAAGCGCCUGAUACAGAUAUAGCAUUAUAGCAGUAAAGCGAUAAAGUUCAGCAACCUAACUGCUGCUGGUUAACUAGUAAACUUCACUUAAGGUAUGUCUUCAGAAAGGGGGCAGGUUGUCCAGCAAUUCAUUAAUAUUGUCCAAUCCCUAAUUUCUUUGUGAUAAAGAGCUAAAAUUAGCAUUGAUUAGCUUAGCCUCUGCCGUAUGUUGCAUUAUUUAAGGUGGAACGGGAAAUUAAGCUAACUCAGUAGCUUCUGAGAUAAACUACAAGCAAUUUUUCAUGCUUGUUAUAAAGAAAAUGGCCAUAAAACAUUAAAACUACACGUUAAACUGUGGCAAUAUAGUGUGAUUAUCAUCAUUUUAAACAAGGAAAAUACGCAAACUUGUGUGUUUCUUUGGUUGCUUGUGCUGCAUCAUCUUGCCAGUGAUGCUCAUAGGCCACAAGAAUCAGGGCACUCUACCCCUAGACGUGAACACGCAAAACAAAGGAGUUGGGAUAAGUGGAGUGGACAAGUGUUGAAAUGGGAUUGGGCCUGAGUGUAUUAUACACUGACAUGCCAAAAGUCAUGGGAUAGCAGUACCAUAAUUUGAAAAAUGAUCUUAAAGUGUUACCUCAGGGGACGGCUUGGAAAGCACACACCUGUAUAAGUUAUAAUAAAGUAUAGGUUAUAAAAUAAGUGUGUGUGUUUAUUUUGUAUGUGAGGUUUACUGUACACUGGCCAGUGUGCUCAUGAAGACAAGUCACAUGAUGCUAUAGUUCAUAUCCUGUGACUUUUGUUUUGAAUGUCAGUGUACCAUUAUAUAUAAAAAAACAUUAAAAGACAAAUAAGCCAAUAUUUGCUAUUGCAAGAGCAUUGGUAGUACCUGCCCAAUCGUUGGCUCCUAUUAUAGGUGUAUCAUGCUUUGUUGUUAUAUUAUACAGUAUAUUAUAUUUAUGAUUAACCAAUUUUCUUGUUAAGUGUUAAAUUAUUUUAUUACUUAUGAAAAUUAUAGGUAUUUAUUGUGGUGUUGGUCUGGGUUAUGUUGGUCUCAGGUUUUGGACUGGCUGGUUCUGAGGUCCUGCAUUAAAAGGCUGGCUCAAUGAUUGAUUUAUUUGAUUGAUUGAUUGAUUGAUUGAUUGAUUAUAUUGCAAUAGUUCUAUUGACCAACACACGGGCUGGUCUGAUUGGUGGAGAGAGAUGGAGAGAGAGCGAUGCUGGUUAUGCUCUCUGGGAUGCCUGGACACUGACGGAUGGCUGUCGCAUCACUGUUGAUUGAUACAGCGCUUAGACAGUUGCGCCAACCAGAAGCCCCACAACUGUUGAUUGAUUAGUUAUAUUAUAGCUGAAAUGCUGAGCUUUUGAAUACGUUAAAGCGCACUGUCCAUAACCAAUCAUCACAUCUAAUUGUUAUUAAUGAUCAUUCUUGCUCUCAGUGAGAUAAAAGGUUUUGUUCUGACACGAGUGUGAUACAGUGUGCACUAUAUUAAACACAGCUGACUCAGCUCAUCUGCCAAAUACCCAUUAACUCCAAUGAAUAAAUGUGGGCGUGUUCAGCUCUGAACUCUGAACUCAUGACCUGAGCUGAGCGAUCGGAACAUGUUCUCGAACUUCGGCGAAUUCUCGAAUUCCUCGAUGAGGAACAUUUAUGCAGGACUAAGCACAAAUCACAUGCUCACACUGAUGCUGGACGCAGUGAAGCUGAAGCUGUGGUGAAGCUGCUUUAUUGAAGCACAAAUUAAAUGUUUAGCGAUAUAACUGUGAUUUAUGCGUUGUGGUUAGAAGGCUGGUGAACUCUGGGUGUUGAAGAACCAGCCGAUAUAUAGUAUCUCCACUUUUACGGAAGUACAGAGUAUUCCAAUGCUGAACGAUAUUUGUGUAGAAGUAUUUAUGAAUUACACUCAUUUACAAAAAAUAAAAAUAACGCACCACAGGUUGCUUUAAAACUCUAAAGUCAGUUGUAGCUCAGGCGAAUAUGCAAGAUUACAAAUGAUUACAGGUGUGUUCUUAUUGAGGCUAAUUUUGGGUAGUGUACCCCCUGGUGAGAGACCUGCUGGUGUUGACUGCUAGACAGCCAACCACCAUCAGUGGCUUUUGAGUUUGAGCAUGGAGGUAUCACCUUUGGUGUGGAGCCCCAACUGCUGGUGUGGUUAAUAAUCUGGGGAGCAUCAAAUACAAGAGUCAGUCACCCCUAGUAGUGAAAUGAGGAACACUAACAGCUCAUUGAUAUGCAGAUACGUGUUACUGAUUCUCAUGCCAGAACUUCCAACUGAUUCCAGCAUUUUCUUUCAGCAGGAUAAUGCUCACCCAAACACAAAGCAAAGGGUUUCCCAGGAAAGCCACUCUAUGCCCAACCGUAUCUCAUCUUAUAUCCAGGAUAGAGGCUCCAACAGGGUAUGGUAUUAGAUAGUAGAGCCUCCAGAUUUUUCCAACAGCUUUACCCAAUAAACAUAUUAAUCCAUUUACUCUAAUUUUGCAAUCUCUCUAAUACAUCAUCAUUACAUUCAAAAACACAGUAUAAACUGAAUUGGUGCGUUCUAUUUUUUGUCAAUUAGUGUAUAUUCCUAGUAAUUAUGAAUUUGAUUGUGAUUAUUUGAUGAUCAUAUUUCUGUGUGUUGGACAAGGUUCACAUCACGGUUACACCUGAACUUUGGGAGGGGAGGGUUGGGGGGACACUUCCAGAGCUGCUGUGGUGUGUAGAACACACUUUUUUUGUGUACAGUGAUAAGCCAAAACAUUAAGACAUUAGGAUGAUGUGGAUAUUGCUGAUCAUCAUGUAACAGUGCUGCAUGUAAAGGUGUAGAAUCUCUUGGAAUGUCUGAUUGACAAUCGGCAUGUUGAAUGUGGAGAAACAGGCAGCGUGAAGACCUCAGCCAAGUUGAAGUUAAAGUCCAGACGACUACGUCAGAACAUCUUUUGAAAAGCUCCUCCUAUCAAGGCUUGAGGGGGUUCCUGGUCAGCUGGGAUGAGGAACUAUUCCGAGGAAAUGGUCAAAGUAGGGACCAAUCAAAAACUGGCAACAAGGUUCAUCAAUAUGUGAGAGAACAGCAAAGGCCUCCCUCUCUGGGUGGAACCAACAGAAAGGCUACUGUGGCACAGUUCGCCCAAGGUUAAUGAUGGGUACAGUAGGAGGUUGCUACACUGCGUAAUCAAGGGACUGGACCUCAGAAAAACAGUUGCAAAGGUGGCCUGGUCUGAUGAGUCCUGUUUUCUUCUGGAAUGUCCUGCUCUCAGAUACCACAUGUACCUCCUAAGGUCAUGUACGGAUGACUAUCUGCACUAUCUGGUCCUAAUGUUUUGGCUCAUCGGUGUAUGUAUUGUCACUUGCGCUUUAUCCUAAGCUUAGUAGCCUAGAAAUAUGAUGCGAAUUCACCAAGUGUAGUUUUGGCUGUGAUAAACAAGCUGAAUAUCACAUUUAAAUGAAAAGAUUAUAAAGCAAA